AUGUAUCAUCUUGCCCAGGACAUGUAUUUACUGACACUACUUUCCCUUAUCGGGGCGGCGUUUGCCGUACCCUUGACACAAUUGUCAGAGGAGAGCCACGCUGAUAGAUACGUUCUUCCCAAAAAUAUACUGCCAUCCUUCUACGACGUCAUUCUCUACCUGGACCCCGACAAUGAAGCAUAUUUCGAAGGAUCAGUUGACAUCAGAAUCAUCCCUCAAACGGACACCAAUGAAAUAGUCCUUCAGGCUAUGGAGAUGCAAAUAAAUGCAGCUGAUAUUGAAGUGUUUAAUGAGUUCCAACCUACAAACAAUUUAUACAGCUCACAUACAUUGGCUUCCGAUGACACACAUUUGCUCAAGAUCCAGUUGAGUGAAACCAUACCAGCUGCUCGUGUCCACACUCUAAGAUUCAAGCAAUUUAGAGGUCAAUACGCUACUAACAUGUUUGGUAUUUACGUUUCGACUUACACAAAUGCCGCUGGUCAGACGGAAAAACUCAUUACAUCACAGCUGCAGCCUACUUUUGCCCGCCGUGCGUUCCCGUGCUUCGAUGAACCCUUCUUCAAGGCUAGAUUCAGGACUACCAUUUACGCUCGACCCACUUAUAACGUAGUUGAGAGCAACAUGCCUUUGAGGCCUAACGAUGACUUGAAAAAACCAGACGUUCAGGGAUGGGUGAAACACGAGUUUCAAGAUACCCCGUUGAUGUCCACAUACCUACUGGCGUACCUUGUGUCAAACUUCCAAUCAGUUAGCAACGAGGCCAACCCUAUCUACUCCGUGCCAUUCAAAGUUUGGUCCAGACCUGGUACCCAGGCUACUGCAGCCUUUGCUCUGGAGUUUGGUCAACAGAACAUGGUAGAACUAGAAAAAUACACUGAGUUUAAAUACGAUGUUCCAAAACUCGACAAAGCUGCUGUUCCUGACUUUGCUGCUGGUGCUAUGGAGAACUGGGGAUUGGUCAUUUACAGAGAAGUAGCUCUUCUGGUCACUGAUGGAGUGACGACCACUGCUACAAGACAGAAUGUUGGUAGAAUCAUUUGCCACGAAAAUGUUCACCAAUGGUUCGGAAAUGAAGUCAGCCCUGUCUCCUGGACUUACACUUGGCUCAACGAGGGCUUUGCCAACUUCUUUGAAAACUUCGCUACCGAUUUGGUGAAGCCAGAUUGGCGUAUGAUGGAUCAGUUCGUACUAGCUCUCCAGAACGUGUUACAGUCUGACGCUGUUCUUAGUGUGAACCCAAUGACCCACCCUGUAUACUCGCCCUCCGAAAUUAUUGGAACUUUCAAUGCUGUUGCCUAUCAGAAAUCUGGUUCCGUGAUUCGUAUGAUGCAGCAUUUCUUAACACCAGAAGUAUUCCGCAAGGGAUUAGCAAUCUACAUAAAAAAACACUCCCGCGAGGCAGUGGUUCCCUCUCAACUAUACAGCGCUCUCCAACAAGCACUUGAUGAGUCUGAUCAUACUAUUCCUUUCCAAAUUAUCGAUGUGAUGUCCCGUUGGGCGUACCAGGGUGGUUUCCCGGUUUUGACAGUCACACGAAGCGCUGCCGCUGCCAAUUCAAUUACCGUUGCACAGGAACGUUACCUCACCGACAAUAAACUAACAUCUCCAGACCGCUGGCACGUACCCAUCAACUGGGUCCUGUCCACAAACCCUGACUUUUCUGACACCAAACCACAAGCCUGGGUACGACCUACCUUCCCAGCACUAUCUUUCGAUAUUCCCGGCCUGACUCAAGCUGACUGGUACAUCCUUAACAAACAACAGACUGGUUACUACAGAGUGAAUUACGAGAAUUCGAACUGGCUUGCGUUGGCGGGAGCGUUGGAUACCGACCACAGCGUGAUCCACGUACUGAACCGUGCCAAUCUCUUGGACGAUGCUUUCAACCUAGCCAGAAAUGGACGUCUGAACUACCAAAUUGCUUUGAGCUUAUCCAGAUACUUGGUUAAGGAGAAGGAUUAUAUUCCUUGGGGCGCUAUCAAUCCUUCAUUCACAUACCUCGACUCAGUCCUUAGUGGAUCAAGCAUUUACAGUCUGUUCCAACAAUACGUUCGCCAGCUGACCGCUCCUCUGUACGAAGAACUUGGAUUUAUAGCAGCCGAUGGUGAGGAACACGUGACUCCUUACCACAGGAAUAUCAUCCUGGAUCUGAACUGCCGUUACGGCAACGCUGAGUGUACCAGCACUGCUCAGAGCCUGCUCGAAGGUUUCAAGAACAACCCAGAGCAGCCAUUGAACCCUGAUAUUCAAAACCUGGUGUACUGCGCUGGUCUUCGUGGUGGCAGUGUGGAGAACUUCGACUUCCUUUGGGAAAGAUACUUGAGCAGCCAAGAUCACAGCGAGCAGUCCAUCCUUCUGAAUGCUCUUGGAUGCACCUCCAAUGCUGAACGUCGUUCGUUUUACAUGCAACAAGUUAUCAGCGACACGUCUCCUGUAAGAGAACAAGACAGACACACCAUCCUGGUCUCUGUCACCAAUGCCAGCCCUGAGAGCACAGAGGCUGCUCUUGAUUUCGUCAUUGAGAACUUCGCGGCUAUCCAGCCAAGAGUACAAGGUUUGACUGGAACCACCAACAUCCUGAACGCAUUCGCCAGAAGACUAACAACUCAAGAACAUUCCAGCAAGAUCGAUGAGCUUAGCAGUCGCCAUCAAUCUAUUUUAACCGCUGGAGAGCUGGCAUCCAUCGCUGGAAUCAGAGAAAAUAUUGCUGCCUCAAUUACAUGGAAUACUGAUAACGCUGCCAUUGUUGAGGACUGGCUUCAGGACAAUUACGGUAAUGGUGGUGGUGAUGAUGAUAUUGGCAGUGGUGAAGAGCCUGAUGAUGAGGAUAACGGUUCUCCGGCUCUUUUGUCUGGCUUCGUCGGCAACGCACUCGUAACUCCUCCGUUGCGAGUGUCCAUGGGCGGCGCUGAUUGCUUACCAUCAGUGCGGUAUUCCAUUAUGGGUGGCAGUAAUCAACUUGAUGCCCCUUUUUCUACGGAUGACGAUGACCAAAUACUGGAAAUAGAACCAGAACAAAUUGCUUUGUUAUAUACAUUCUUUAUUGAAUAUUCUGGAGCAUUGAAUGUGGCUGGAAAAGGGCUGUACAGAGGAAGCUAUGGAGAUAACACUUACUUGGCAAUGAAUCUACAUCCAACAUACGCGAGACGCGUGUUCCCAUGCAUGGACGAGCCGACAGAAGGAUCAGUAAUCUCCUUCUCAUUUGAAGGCCUGGAUUAUACUCAUCUAAUAUCUAACUCUAUGCUUGAAGAAAACAGCCAAACCCAUUUCCGAGCAUUAGAAGGUCCACCACACCUUUGGGGCAUGAUGGCUCACAAUUUUGUAACUGUCAACUUGCCAACAGCCAACGUUUUGCUGUACUCAAGACCUGGAAUUUCUAAUCAAGAUUCACAAGCCUCCGUAGCCAUUAAUUCUUACUUCAAUAAUUUAAAUGAAUGGACUCAAAAACCAUAUUUCGAAAUAAUAAAUAAUCAAGAUGGCCGAAUGAACAUAAUGGUGUUACCUGAUGUCUCCACAGAUUGGAACUCACUUUCCACAGUCGGUAUUUGGGAACCAUAUGUAUUUAUGGAACCGGUCCACGCAGUAAAACAGAGGGUGGUAGCACUGACCAAAAUAGCGGAGGCUAUGGCAAGGCAGUGGUUUGGAUAUGUAAUCUACCCGGAGAACUGGAGAUACGAAUGGGUCGUCGCAGGAUUUACAACAUACUCGGCGUAUGAAAUGAUGAAAAUGUUCCAGGGCGACAAUAUUGCUGACCUAAAUUUACUAGACGUCAAUACAUUAUUCGUAACUGAAGUCAUACAAGAGAGUUUGCUACGCGAUGCCUACAUCAACUCAAAUCCUUUGGAACCUGGAGACAAUCUUUUUGACGAAGAUGCAAUACGGGACCAUGUAAAUGGACUCGUCAAGAUAAAGAGCGCUGCGAUCAUGAGAAUGAUCGGGCUUGUGCUCGGUGAUGACGAUACGGACUUCAUUCAAAUAUCAGCCAGAGCGCUCCUGAAUGUUCGAUCCCUAGAAACUAUUAAUACAUUGAAGUUCAUAGAUGGAAUAAACAGUGAAUUAGUGGGUAAUAAUAAUGGUAUGGUUGGUGAAUUUGACGAAUAUUUGGAACCAUGGGUACAAAGUAGUGGAUAUCCAGUUUUACGAGUUGAAAGUACGUUUAGCGGGGUUUUGUUGCAUCAGACUCCUUUCGCUUUUACAAACAGAGAAUCUCCCAGCCGUCUCUUACCGAUAACCUAUACGACAAGUAUUGAGAAAAAUUUCGAUAACAUCCAUCCGCAGUUUAUGUUGGAUAUAAAUUAUAACUUAAACGUAUUCUUAGAUGAGGAAGAUUGGAUCCUUUUCAAUAUUCAGGGUCAAGGAUAUUAUCGCGUGACAUAUGACAACGGGCUUUGGGAAAGGAUUAUUGGAGCUCUUGAAGAUCCUGAGAGGAGAGAAGAAAUUCACCCUUUGAAUCGUGCUACUCUUGUUGACGAUGCUCUUAACUUGGCCAGAGCCGGGCAGCUAGGUUACGAUGUAGCAUUGUCAGUAGUUCUGUCUAUGGAACAUGAAACUGAAUAUGCUGUGUGGAAGGCUUUCGUCAGAAAUAUGAAUUUCUUGAAGAAACGAUUGGAAGCUUUCGUUUUUGACGAUGAAGAUUUAGAUCCUGAUAUAUACUUGAGAAUGGUUCGUAGAACAAUUCCAGCUUUUGAAAGAGAAAUAUCAUUCUAUCCCGAUACAUCUGUAAGCGAGUCGGCGAUGACUUCAUUGACUCGAGGUCUGGUGAUGGACCACGCUUGUAGAGCUGGAUACAGACCUUGCAUCGCUGCAGCGGUCGACUGGUUCUAUGAUCCUAACAAUAACGAAGUAGUAAAUCCUAACAUCCCCCAUGACAUGAGGCCAGCAGUAUACUGUACUAUGGUAAGAGAAGGAGGUGAAGAGGUCAUACAAGCGUUAUACAACAGGCUGGAAAUCGAACCGACCCAUUACGAGAGGGUCGUCAUUUUGGAGUCUCUAGGUUGUUCUAAUGAUGCGGACUUCAUUAAUGGGUACGGUGUAGAGAAACUCGAAGAGUUAAUAUUCGUCCUCGCGGAAAAUAUGGCAGACAGAGACUUAACUAGAGAGUUUGAAAUCUGGGUGGAGAGUUCAUUCAAUAACCUUGAGGACUCUCAAUUGACUGCUGAGCGUGCUCUAGCUUAUGUGAAGGAGAACCUUAACUGGGAAGACCAAUAUAGGGAUGAUGUGUACGAAUGGAUCGACGAAAACCAUGCGUCAACUCUUGUACUUUCACUAGUAGCGCUCUGUGUAUCUGUUGUGGUGGCAUUAUUCAAUAAUUGA
This is a messenger RNA of Spodoptera exigua (beet armyworm), 5316 nucleotides long. The record is from the annotation of a GenBank genome assembly. NCBI's taxonomy places the organism in Eukaryota, Metazoa, Arthropoda, Insecta, Lepidoptera, Noctuidae.